Molecule: messenger RNA, 1773 nt
Organism: Cucumis melo (muskmelon)
Lineage: Eukaryota; Viridiplantae; Streptophyta; Magnoliopsida; Cucurbitales; Cucurbitaceae
Product: (-)-germacrene D synthase-like
Exons: 7
Coding region: 1-1695 (564 amino acids)
Biological process (GO): diterpenoid biosynthetic process
Molecular function (GO): terpene synthase activity; magnesium ion binding
Source: RefSeq, a predicted model, not a curated record
AUGUCGUAUGAAAAAAUUACAGCAGCAAAUAAUGGAUCUUUCAGUGAUGGUGUUCUUCGUCGUCGAGCUGCAGAAUUUCCGCCAAGUCCUUGGGGAGAUUAUUUUCUUUCCUCUCAUUUCAACAAUCAGCUGGUUGAAGACAACGUGGUGGAGAAACAACAAUUUCAAGAAGUGAAAGAAGAAGUGAGAAGCAUGUUUGCAGCUGUUGAAAAUUCUUCGGAAAGACUAAGUUUAAUUGAUUCAAUCCAACGUUUAGGUCUUUCUCACCAUUUUCAAGAAGAAAUUAAUGAAGUUGUUCUUGAACACAUCGAAAAGUUUAGAAAAGAUAACGACAACGAUGCCGAUGAGAACCUUUACAUUAUUGCUCUUCAGUUUCGAAUGCUUAGACAACAAGGUUACUACGUUUCAUGUGAGAUAUUCAAUAAGUUUACAAAUGAAAGGGGAGAAUUCAAAGAAUCAAUUGCAAAUGAUGAAGUUGGUUUAUUAAGUUUGUAUGAAGCAUCCCACUUGAGAACGAAGGGAGAAAAUAUAUUGGAUGAAGCAUUAGCUUUCACAACUACUCAUCUUAAAGCAAUGGCCAUGGAUUCCAACUCUCCAUUUUUUGAGGAAGCCAAAUAUGCAUUGAAGUGGCCAAUUUAUAAAGCUGUGCCAAGGUUUAUGGCUAGGCAAUAUAUCUCUCUCUGUCACAAGAAUCCAUUGAAAACCAAUAAUGUUUUGCUCACUUUUGCAAAGUUGGACUACAAUUCUCUCCAAAAACUUUACCAGAAAGAAUUGGGCGAAUUUUCAAGGUGGUGGAAAGAGCACAAGUUGAAGGAGCAAUUACCUUUUGCACGAGUUAGAGUGGUGGAGAUCUAUGUUUGGGCAUUAGGAGUUCAAUAUGAACCAAAAUACUGUAAUACUAGAAGAAUAUUAGCCAAAAUUAUUACUUUUAUAUCUGUUCUUGAUGAUAUGUAUGAUGUCUAUGCCACACUUGAUGAACUUCAACUAUUCACCAAUGCCAUUCAAAGGUGGGAUGUGAGUUGCAUUGAGAAGCUCCCAAAUUACAUGAAAGGACUUUAUGAAACUAUACUUGAAGUUUAUGAAGAGAUUGAAAAAGAUAUUUGCAAGGACAAUAAUAUUCCAUUUGCAUUUGAUUAUGCAAAAGAAGCGUUGAAAAGUCUAUGCAAAGCUUACUUUAUGGAGGCUAAAUGGUUCAAUGAAGGUUAUAUACCAACAGUGGAAGAAUAUAUGAAAGUUGCCAGAAUUUCUGCUUCCUACAAUGUUUUUGCUUCAAUUUCCUUCCUUACUUUAGGAAAUGUUGCUUCAAAGGAGUUUUAUGAAUGGGCUCAAACUGACCCUAUUCUUCUUAAAGCAGCUGGUGUAAUUGGCAGGCUCCUCAAUGACAUGGUUUCUCACAAGUUUGAACAAGAGCGAGGACAUGUAGCUUCUGCAGUCGAAUGUUACGUGAAAGAAUAUGAAGUAUCAGAAGAAGAAGCCCUAAUUGAAUUAGAAAAGGAAGUCGGAACAGCAUGGAAAGAUGUGACAGAAGAUUACACAAAAUCUUCAUUGAAGUUUCCAAAUGUGAUCCUCGAAUGUGUGUUGAAUGUUGCAAGACUUUCAGAUUUCUUUUAUAAGGAAGUAGAUGGUUACACAUUUGCUGAUGGAGAAACCAAACAUUUUAUUGAUUUAAUGCUUACUCACCCUGUCCUCGUUUAAUUCUAAAAGCAUUAUUUGUUUGAUCCUUUUGUCCCAACAUACAUUUUCUAUCUCUCAAUAUAUAUAUACUUUCUGAGA